Messenger RNA from Linum tenue, 1593 nucleotides. NCBI's taxonomy places the organism in Eukaryota, Viridiplantae, Streptophyta, Magnoliopsida, Malpighiales, Linaceae. The record is from the annotation of a GenBank genome assembly.
ACCUCGAUCAUAUAUCAUCCCCCCUUCGCAUCCCUUUCCCUUUCCCCCCCUCCCCCUUCUCCCCAUUUCCAAUACCAGAAACAACAAAACCAUUACUACUCUUAACACUGCUGCAAAACCUCAAUCAACGAGAGGCUGCGGAGGAAGACUUUCUUCGUCGUUAUGGCGACUGCGGAGGCUGACAUGUACGUGACCAUCAAUUUCGAGGAGACGGAGCUCAGGCUGGGCCUCCCCGGGCCCACAGUACCACCACCACCACUGGGUAGUAGAACCGGUGCUGCUGGGAAGAGAGGCUUCUCGGAGACCGUCGAUUUGAAGCUCAAUUUGUCACCGUCCGCCAAGAUGGACGGCUGCGAUCCUCAUGGUGCCGCCAUCAAGACAGCCAACAACGAUGAGAAGAUGAUGAACAAGGACGAAUUAAUAUUAUCCGCUGCUGCUGCUGCUUGCUCUAACAACGAUCCGGCAAAACCGCCUGCCAAGGCACAAGUGGUGGGUUGGCCGCCCAUCCGGUCGUUCAGAAAGAACGUGAUGGCUGUCCAGAAAAGUAGUAAUGACGCCCAACCUUCCACCACACCUCCGCCGCCGGCGGCGUUCGUGAAGGUGAGCAUGGAUGGCGCUCCAUACCUCAGGAAAGUCGACUUGAAACUCUACAACAGCUACAGCGACCUCUCCGAGUCCCUCGGCAAAAUGUUCAGCUCCUUCACUAUCGGCAAUUGCGGACCAAAUGGGAUGAAGGAUUUUAUGAGCGAGAGCAAGCUGGUAGAUAUCUUGAACGGUUCCGAAUACGUGCCAAGUUACGAGGACAAAGAUGGAGACUGGAUGCUUGUUGGAGAUGUUCCUUGGGAGAUGUUCGUGGAGUCAUGCAAGCGGUUGCGAAUAAUGAAAGGGUCUGAAGCAAUUGGACUUGCACCAAGAGCUGUGGAGAAGUGCAAGAGCAGAAGCUGAAGAGAACAGUUCUGGCGGGUGAUUGAAUAAUAGUUAACCGCGCGCUAUAGGAAUUGGUCCGGUUGAACGUUAAUUCCAAGUUGAUUAUAAGGCACAAUUAUAUAUAAGAGAGAGGGGGGAUUGAUCUUCAAUAGUAAGUUCAUCAUACAUACAUAUAUAAUAUAUAUAUAUGUGCUUAAUUACUGUAAAACUUCCAUUUAGCCCAUGUUGCACUUUGUUAUAUUGUCUUUUAUGUAACGUUUGUUUACUGCCACCUUUUGUUGGUUGGCUUUGCUUAUUUUUUUGAGUCUUUUGGUUGUCAUGUACGAAUUACUUUUUGUUUUUCUCCCUCCUCCAACUUGUAAAUUUUUAUAGAUGGGUCCAAAUUUUUAUAGAUAGUGUACUUAUUUUAGUUCAUUACCAUGUGGGCAUAAUUAUUAUGGGAAUCUCCUCCAUAUCUCUUUGAUUCUUUUAUGGGUUUGUAUCUUAUCUUAUUGAUUAAUGCUUCUUCCAACUAGUACGUACAGUUGAAUUGAGAGGGCAAAUUGGGUGGUGGAGGAAGGUUCACGGGGACAAAGUGAUACCGUGUGGGGCAUUAGCAUUACCACGUGGGCUGUGUUGGAGGGUAUAUUUCAUAUGUUAUUUUCUUUGGGUUGGCAUUAUAGGUGG